Molecule: messenger RNA, 675 nt
Organism: Periophthalmus magnuspinnatus
Lineage: Eukaryota; Metazoa; Chordata; Actinopteri; Gobiiformes; Gobiidae
Product: EKC/KEOPS complex subunit Lage3
Exons: 3
Coding region: 20-325 (101 amino acids)
Cellular component (GO): EKC/KEOPS complex
Source: RefSeq, a predicted model, not a curated record
UUUACUUCUUCAAACUCAAAUGGCGACGACGGAGCAGCAACACGAGCUUUCUGGCAAUCAUGCCACAGGAAAACUAGGAUUUUCUCUGGAUGUUCCCUUCCCAUCCAGCCGUGAAGCUCUUAUCGCUCUGCGGUCUCUGUCUCCAGACAAAGAGCCCCGCAAAGGAGGCAUCAGCAAAGAGAUCACAGUGAAAGACAACACACUGUCUGUGAGGUGGAGUGCAGACGAAGCUCGUAUUCUCCGUGUUUCUGUGAAUUCAUUUAUGGAUCAUCUAUUACUUGUAUUAGAGACUAUGGAGAUGUUUAGUCUUCCAGUUUCACAAUGAUUAGGAAUCUUUACUUUAGCGUAGGCCUGAUUGAUCUGAUGGUAAAUCUUCCUUCAGUUGCCUUGUUGAACAUGAUGUAUCAACUAUUUGCUUUACUUGGAAUAUUUGACCUGUUGACAUGAAAAAUCAGUUCACAUAGUCCUAUGCACAUUUCCUGUUUGUGUACAUAGACAUGUGAUAUUGUCUUUUACAUUUAGCCACGAGGAGAGGCUGCUAGUCAAUGAAAAAUCGUGGUUGGCUUUUUCUGGUGUAUGGUUUAUUUUCAUUUACGCUUGCGACUGUGACAGACUAGACUUGUCAACUAAACAGCAAAUGGAAAAAUAAAAUAAUCAAAGCAGUGAAGAGGACUA